AUGUUCAUAAUAAUUCCUCCAUAUGCUGGUGAUUUGAACCUUCUUUUGAAUGUCUGCUUUGGCAGCAGAAGAGGUAUGACAGUCUCAGGAUUCGUGCCACCAAAGUUGUCUCAAGAUCCUGAGGCAGAUGGCGUGAAUCAUCAGGCGCUGGAAAGCUCACAUACUGAUGACCAACAGCAUCUAAGUCCUGAUUGUAAUAGAGGCUGCAUAUCCCAAGAUGUUACCAUGUCUGAUGGAGAGAUUUCGAGUAAAGUCGACACUAUCAAGCAGAUAUUUGUGGAGUCUACAACAGAUUAUGGCAUUCUGCAGCUGGAAAGAGUGUAA
Fraxinus pennsylvanica is the source of this 324-nucleotide messenger RNA. The record is from the annotation of a GenBank genome assembly. NCBI's taxonomy places the organism in Eukaryota, Viridiplantae, Streptophyta, Magnoliopsida, Lamiales, Oleaceae.